Molecule: messenger RNA, 5110 nt
Organism: Nelumbo nucifera (sacred lotus)
Lineage: Eukaryota; Viridiplantae; Streptophyta; Magnoliopsida; Proteales; Nelumbonaceae
Biological process (GO): negative regulation of DNA-templated transcription; regulation of transcription by RNA polymerase II
Cellular component (GO): nucleus
Molecular function (GO): acyltransferase activity, transferring groups other than amino-acyl groups; transcription corepressor activity
Source: RefSeq, a predicted model, not a curated record
UGUCACCUUCUUCGGAACGACACAAAGGAAACAGGAAAGCAUCUCGCAUUCCUCAUCAUCUCUCGAUUCUCUCCCUCUUUCUCUAUCUUUCUUGCCAUUUCUUUGGAGCCUUGGGUUUUGUUAUUUAUUCGAUUACUUAUUUGCAGUUCUGCACUUCCUCUAUCAAAUGAACCAGUCAAUGAAUCCGGUAUUGUUUUGAGGUUUUAAAGGGUAGAUGAGUUCAGGUUUCUGAAACUCUCGUCGAUUUUUUAGCAUUUCAAGUCAAUAGAUUCGCAAUCAGUUUCUGGGUUUUGGUUGAAUCUUUAUAGAGAUUCUGGAUCCUCUUUUAUCUCUAUCUGUUGCGGUUUUCUUUCGUCUUUUUAGUAUUUUGUUGGAAUCUUUGAUAGGGAAAUCCAAUCGAUUGAAUGCAUGCGAAUGACAAGUUGGAAUGCGUUGGAAGGAAAGGGAAGGGAAACGUGAUUGAUUUAAUGGGAGAUGGGAGUGUUAGUUGUUUUGGGUUGUCGAGGAUUACGCGUUCCAGUCAUGGUUUCUGACUGAAGGAUGUCGUUUGCGAAAUUGGUUGGUUAUUCGUUUGGAAUCAAUGAGGUUGUUCCUUCAGCUGUGGAAUCGCAGGGGUUUGGGGGCGAAGAGAAGAAUAGUUUGAAGUUCAUUCGUGGUCGGUUAGGUGGUUCUAUUAUCCCGGCGAAUGAUGUGGUGAAUGGGGUUUUGCAUGGUUCUUCCCUGAACCUCGGUUUCGGUGCAGGAACUACUGGGAGAGGAAAUGGUGGUAGCCUCGACUACUCUUCGCCGCAUGGUGUGUUUUCUGGGGAUUCUGAGGGUGCUUAUGUUAAUGCCGGGAAGCCACUGAAUGACUUCGGCACUUACCAUCUUGGAACGACUAUGGCUGCUUCACGGUUUAAGGGAGAAGCUGCAAAGAGUGGGUCUGGUGCCUCACGGAAAUACCAGAAGAAAGGAAUGCGUAAGACAAGUAAAGAACAGAAAGGGGAUCCAGACUGGUUACCAAAGCAAGAGACCGGCAUUGGAUCAUCGGAUGUAAAGAAGAAGGGAAAUUCGGUUCGCAGAAGGUCGACAACAGCAAAACGUAGCCAAAAUGGAAAGACCCAAUUAGAGGAAGAUGUUGGCACAGUUGUUUCAAAGUCUGUAGUUCAAUGUUUGCCUGCACCCGAUGGCCUCAAGCAUCCUACAUUGCCUUCUGGAUGGGUGGUUAAAGCACAAGAAGGUGGUCGUGAUCCCUUAUAUAUCUCUCCAUCAGGUACUGUUUACGGGCCCCUCUCAAAAGUUCUGGAUGCCUCUUCAAAUGAUGCUUUUAACUGUAGAGAGAGGCAACGAGGAUCAUCUAGAUCAAUGGAUGAUGAUGGACUUCAUGGUAAUUUAGAUUCUUCUAUUCCUGCUUUGGGUAGAAAAAAUGGGCCACUCAUUGCACAGGUUGAUCAACAGGGGAGGACUAAACCUGAGAUAGAAUCUGUUGCAACCAGAAGCCUAGAGGAAGAACUGUUCAAUAACUCAGAAAGUUCCAAGGAAUCUUCAUCAAUCCCAGUGGAAAUGGGAUCUGAAGAAUCACAAAAUGUCAUGGCACAUUGCAUGCUAUAUAACACGGGUAGAACCUGUAGAAAAGAUCAAUCCUUGAGUACUGAAACAAAAAAGAAGAAUUUUAGCAGUAUGAUAGUGACAGAGAAUAGUGGUAAGCAUAAUAAUGAUAUGCAAAGAGAUGCCAUUGGAGUUCAAUUGUCCAAUGGAAAACAUGUACCUGUGGAUAAUGAGUCUGACAUUGAAACAAGGCUUGGUGAAGAUCUCCUAGAUUCAUCUAAAUGCGUGUUUAUUUUAAAGGGUGAUAUGCUUGUAAAGAAACUGGAGACUGAUGAAGAAAGGGAAGCAUUACUGUUGCGAGAAGAAAAGGAAUAUAAACGAGCCCCUGAGGCAGUGGUAGUGAAGGAGAAGGUAAAAUCCAGUACACAUGGUGAAUGCUUGAAUCGUGAAACCCAGGGUCUGAAUUGCUGCAGUAAGACCUUGACAAAGGAUGCUCAAGACAGAAAUGCUGGAAUUGGCCAUAAUGGGGAGUUGCAUGGAGUAAGGAGAUCCCUACGUAUUAAUGGGAGACAUGUUCCUGUACAUACCGAAUUGGACAUAGAAACACGGGAUGAUGAUUAUUUUCUAGAUUCGUUACCAUCAGAUCUACUACUAGGAAAGCAUGAGCCUGAAGAUGAAAAUGAUGAGGAAGCCUCACCAGUUCAAGAAGAAAUGAGAUACAGGGAAGUAAAUGAGGUAUUGGCAUCUUGUAUUGCAGAUGAGAAGGUGAAAGACAAAUCUUGCAGCUCCUUAGGCAUGCUAACAGUGGAUAUUCAAGUAGAGUUGCGGAAACCUGAGAAAGAAAAUGAUAAUGAAGCUUCAGUAAUGCCAGCGGAGUUGAGAUGUAAUGAGUCAAAUGAGGUGAUGUCUUCUGAUGCAUGUGAUAUCAGAAAAUCAUGCAAUCUUGUAGACAUAUCAGUGCAGGAUAUGCCAUUGGUGCAGGAAACUGAGAAAGAAAAUGCCAUGGAAGCCUUGCCAAUUCCAGGAGAAAGCAAGUGUCAAAAAGCACACAACAUUUUGGAAUCUUGUGUUGCGGAUGGGAAGGCAAAGCCCCAAACAAAAUAUGAACAUGUCAGUAAUAAUACCAAAAAGUUGGAUUCAAGUGCUUCCUGGAUAUUUAAAAAUGAUCAAGAUAGAGGCAUUGAGGUGGUUGGAGUAAGGAGGUCCAAACGUAUUAAUGGGAAACAUGUUCCUAUACAUAGUGAAUGGGAUAUAGACAUAUGGACCCUUGAUGAUCUUUUAGGUUCAACUCAAUUUGCAGUUAAUGAUGUUGCCAUAAAGGACAAGAAAAAAUCAAGGAACUCAAUUUCUGAAGUAGAUAGUGUUAAGGGUAAUUUGACUGCUGUAGAGGAUGUGUUUCAAACUGCCACAAGGAAACAUGACAACAAAAAGCCCAGAGAUCAGAAGCAGUUGAAGUGUAAUAGUACUCUGUCCAAACCUGAAAAGAUGUCAAAGAAAGUUGAUGGAAUAAAAGUUCCAGUCUCUGAGAAAUUAUCCCCGACACUGAAGAAUAACAGAGGACAGGAUCUGAUGUCUGAGAAAUAUUCUUCACCGUGUGCAAGUAAAAGGAAGGCAGUUGGGGGUGGCCAUUCAAAUUGCAAAAAGAAGAAAAAAAGGAGUGGCGGGUGUGGUCUCAUAGUGAGGAGAACUGGAAAAGGUGAUUGUAAAGAAAAUAUCUUGUCUGAAACAAGAGUUGGCAUGCUGUCUUGGAUGAUUGAUACCGGUACAGUGGCUGAAAGUGAAAAGGUGGUGUACAAAACUAAUGAUGGUAAGAGUAAUAUAACAAGAGGUUGCAUUACAAGGGGUGGAAUCUGGUGCAACUGUUGCAGAAAACAUUUCUCUUUGCUUGAGUUUGAGGCUCAUGCUGGUAGUGAUCUUCGUCAGCCGUGGAUUAACACUUUUACUGUAUCUGGGAAGUCAUUGUUGCAGUGCUUGAGAGAAGCAUGGGAGAAAGAAAAGAACCGGAGAAGAAUUGCUUACCAGACAGUUGGAGUUGGUGAUGCAGAUCCUAGUGAUGAUACCUGUGGAAUUUGUGCUGAUGGAGGACACUUGAUAUGCUGUGAUGCUUGUCCGUCAACCUUUCACCAGGAUUGCAUACUACUCAAGUCACUCCCAGAAGGCAGUUGGUACUGUCCCAUGUGUAGAUGUGCAUUCUGUAUGCUUGUUGAUCAUGAUCAAGAUAAACCCGGUCAAGCUAGGCAGUUGCUUAAUUGUAAUCAGUGUGGGUGCAAAUAUCACAGAGAAUGUACUUCAGAAAAUGUUGUUGAUAAGGACUCAAAAUUGUUUUCAUUUUGUGGAACAAAUUGCAAAAAGGUAGCUGAAAGACUAUCAAACAUGCUUGGCAUCUCAAACCCUUUAGGAGGAGGCUUCUCUUGGACUCUAUUAAAGCGUAUGAAUGAAGAUGAGGAUACCAUCUCGGGUCACAGGCUAUCUUUUAUCAUGGAAUGCAAUGUAAAACUUUCCUUGGCUCUUUCUGUACUGGAUGAAUGUUUCUCUCCUUUGGUGGACCCCAGAACAGGUUUAAAUAUGAUUUCACAAGCAGUUUACAGUUGCGGAUCAAAUUACAACCGUCUUAAUUGUGAAGGAUUUUACACCAUAAUUUUGGAGAAGGAUGAUGAAAUAGUUUCAGUGGCAACAUUAAGGCUCCAUGGUGUGCGUUUAGCAGAAAUGCCAUUCAUUGGAACACGACCUAUACAUAGACGAAAAGGCAUGUGCCGUCGCCUUCUCAGAGCCAUUGAAGAAAUGUUAUCUUCAUUACACGUCGAGAAACUGAUCAUCCCUGCAAUCUCUGACUUGCUGGAGACAUGGAUGACAUCGUUUUCCUUCAAGCCGCUAGAGUUAUCCCAUAAAGAUGAGAUUCGGAAUUUGAGCAUGAUGAUCUUUUUAGAAACAACAUUGCUGCAGAAGUCCUUAUGCAGCAUAAAAACAGAUGAUACUAAAGUAGACAAACAGGUUGACUCUGUUGGAACUUGUGAUAAAGGCAUUGAUAGGACCGGUGACUCUCACAGCACUGAUGGCCCAGUGGUUCCAUGUUUCUCUUGCCCUGAGAAUAGUCAACAUGGGCUUACUGGCUCUACCCUAAAACCACUUGAAGAUCCGAGUUCCACUGAAGAUGUUCUGCCGUGUUUCCAAGCAAAAGCUUCGAGUGGAUGUGUUUCUGAACUUUUGCCUACUCAAAGCACAUCAGUUAGAAAUCUGGAAAUGGUGCCACAGAAUCUUUGAACCCCAUCAAUCCCAUUAACAUCAGUUUCUGACACAAAUUUAGGCUCUAAGAUAAUUUCCAAACAUGUUCCUGGAGGGUUAGAAAGUAAUGAGGAGGCUAAAGGUGCUUGUGUUUAUCCAAUUUUCUGCAGCCUUCCUGUUGAUGAUAGCCUUCCUAGCAUCAGAAGCUAAGCUCUGGCUGAUGCACAAAUUUUGUUCCAUUAACUACUAAGAGGAGGCUUCUAUAAACAUUCGCAAUAGAUAGCCUCCUUAGUAGAACAUGAACGUUUGAUGGUUUAGAAAAGAAAAAUGAAAGAGAAAAUGUUGCCUCAUUAACCACUAA